UAAAGGUGAAGGAAAGAAAUGGACGUAUCUGACAAAAAUGAUGUACUAAAUUCUUCUACCGCAGUGUAUGUUGCCCACUUGUUUGAAAAAUCAACCGAAAAAUCAUCGAAUUUCCUCAAUAAUAUUUGGACAAAGAGGACAUCUAAAGAAAAACAUAAAAUUAAAAAUGAGAAUGUGGACGAGGUACUUAACAAUAAUUUAAAAGAAACAGAAUUCUUCGAGAAUGAUCCAUUGCAUCCGCCAGAUGAUAGUGUUUCUGAACCAAAUCAUGUGCAGCCCUCUAUUGAUCCUAAUGAAAUGACCCUUGGAAAAGGAGAAUCCAACAGUUCACAUGAUUUCCCCAAGGAAUGUGAUGAUUUUUCUGACGAUGAAGGCGAUGCUACAGACUACUUUGAUAGUGAUGACGAAUACCAAUUGUCCUGUAAGAGACGUCUCAUGAGUGAUGCCGAUGAUGAAAUCGUACAUGGAGGAUUCGAUCGCUACAGUACAUCACUCACAGACGGAAGAUAUAGCCAAGGUGUGGAACAGUAUAUGAACAUACCAGUUUUCUUGAGAUCAAUUCGAAAGUUUGCUACUGAUAAUAAUUUCGAGCUGUGGAAUGGAAAAACUGAUGGCAGUUGCAUGUUCCGAUCAAUUGCUGACCAGUUAAUGAUUAACGGUCACUUUUGGCAUACAGCAGACACGCUUAGACAUUUGGCUAUUGAGUAUCUCAAAGAACAUCCUUUGCAGGAAGACGGUUGUCCUAUAAGAUCUUUUUUAAGUUCCGAAACUUGGGAAGAAUAUCUGUCAAGAAUGUCAAAUCCAAAAGAAUGGAGCGAUCACAUAAUGUUGAAGGCAGUAGUUGACCUUCUUCAUCUUAAUGCCGUUGUGUUUAAUAUUUAUAAAGAUGAUGUUCGACACACAGAAGUGAAAUCCUCCAGGAAAAAUUUUCCAUUUCCGACAUUGACCAUCUACCUUGGGCAUUUAGGAGAAUUUCAUUAUGUCAGUCUUCGUCCAAAGAAAUGGGAAAAACUUUGGCCGUACAGAGCCCUUCUUCAUCGGUGCCUUUUCUAUGUAGAUAAAAGUUACCCAUUCAAAACUCCAGUGGAAGCUUUUGAAAGGUUUAAAAGUCUUUCUGUCAUUAGAAAUUUCGAGGACCCUGGAUUUCAAGAGUUGUUCCUAUCAUUGUCGCUAGAAGGGAACUCUAAAAAUCAGAGGUUUGGGGAUUUGGAAAAACAAGAAGAGUCAGAAAGAUCAAUUAAUCUUGAGAACAGUUAUUUAUCUAUGUUCAACUCCUAUUGCUUAGAUGAGCUCAAAAGCGAAGAUACAAAUGAUUCACUUGAGUGUCUCAUUGAAGACCCAUUGUUUGUCGACAGUUUGACUGGAAUACCUCUUCAGCAUAUUGGAUUUAUAAUAAAGAACACUUUUCCAAAAGAGUUGAUUAUAGAAUACUCCAAAAACGUAGCAGCUUCACGCAUUGAAUCUCAGAUGUUCCAAUAUAUUGGAGUGUAUGCCACUGGCGAUAACGUUGCAUUAAAAGAUCUUUCACGAGAGAGGAACGAAUAUAGAUUUCAAUGUAAAUUUGUCGCUAAAGAUCCCUCUGUGGUGGCAGUACAUUUUGACAAGAUCAUAACAUUCAAAAUAACAAGUCUUGGUCAAAGCGAUACAAAGUCUGUUCUGCAUGCAGAUUGCAGUUCCACACACCCAGGUUAUUGCUGGUUACGACCCUUAGAAGCGCAUCCUACAAUAACAACGAAAAAAGUCCCCGAGCUUAAUGGUGAUUUGUUCCUUACAAGACAAGAACUGCCAGCAGAAAUAACUCUUCCUCCUGAUACACGCCAAUGCUAUGUAGGAUUCGUUUGCCUUAUUUUUCCUUCUGUUGCAGAAGAAUGGGUUCAACGCAAACGAAAAUUCAAUUGGCCAUCUCCUUACAUAAUAUCCAAAAUCCAGAUAGGCGGGACAUGCACCUUGAUUCCAAAAUGUCAUCCUGCAAGUAUUCACCCUGAUAUUGAAUGGAAGUUAGACUUUUCUAUGGCAUAUUCUAUACUUUUUGCGGAAGCCCUCAGCAAGUUUCAGAUUCAGGGAUACUAUGCUCUCAAAAUCAUAAUCCAGGAAACUACAAAAUUCUUAGCAAGAGGACUGAAAAACAAACAUAUUGUAUCAGUUUUUCUAUAUGCAUGUGAAGAUAUCCCGCAACAGAAGUGGGAAACAAAUCUUGCUGGAUGCAUUUUGUAUACGCUCUCCUUGCUGAUUAUGUUUCUGAAAAGAAAAUUUUUUCCACAUUAUUUCGUUUCAUCAAACAACAUAAUAGAUCAUUUCACUGAUUAUGAACUCGGAUCAAUCUGCGUAUACAUCGAGGCUAUUCGUCUUUUUCCAACGAUGGCUGUAAGCUUUGUAGCAGAAAGACACGGAUAUAUCUUUAGUAGAAAUCUUAACAAUAAUAUUUUAAAUGAUUGCAAAGUUUUGUCCAUCUCUAGAGAUAUCAGUGGAAUUUAUCAGAAAACAUUUCUCCCGACUACUUUCCUAAUCGCAAAGUUUUUUUGUCGUCUUGGAUUUUACUCGUUGGCUUUUCGACUCAUUCAAGAAUCGUAUGAAGAAACCCUGAACCUUCCUACGAUGGAGGCAGACAAGACGAUUGGACGAAAAAGCUUUUUAGAAUUCUUUAUAGAGGGACUGCGGGAAUUUAAACAAAAAUCUUCAAGAGGAAUUUUGCGCCAAUUGUUUGAUAUAAACAACAAAACUGAUGUUUUUGCACGUUGUUCAAACAAAAGUUUCAAAAUUGUGAGUGAGCUAGUCCCUUGGCCAGUUGACUUAAAAUUAGCAUGGAUGCGAAUACCAAAAGAAAACACGCGAGACUUUUCUUUGUUGGCGUCCUUUUUCUAUGACCUGAGUUUUUCCCAGUAUGAAAUGGAAAAUGUAAGUUUAGCCACUGUUGCCAUUGAUGCAGCCAUUCUUUGCUUGAGUCGUGCAAUUUCUGACGAAUCUAUUAAAACCGAUGAAAUAGAGGAUCCUGAGCUACGGAAAGAUAUAAUGGCUCAGCAAGAAUCUAUGAAGAGGAACCUGAAAUCGAGAUUAUUUCAUUUUUAUAUCCAUGUAUACGAUAUAUCUCUUCUGGAUGGUUGUAUAUAUCCUAUAUAUAAUUAUAUGUCAGCAGUUGAGAUCCUUUCAAAGGAGUUUCCAGAAAUGUAUGGAGUAGUUGCGAAAAUGUUUUUUUGGAUAAGGAGAGGUGACAAAGGGCGUGAAUACCAAAGAAAAUUUGAUCACUACUUAUCAGAAAAAAAAAUGAAUAUAUACUAAUUUUUGCACGA
Molecule: messenger RNA, 3287 nt
Organism: Saccostrea cuccullata (small rock oyster)
Lineage: Eukaryota; Metazoa; Mollusca; Bivalvia; Ostreida; Ostreidae
Exons: 5
Coding region: 19-3276 (1085 amino acids)
Biological process (GO): protein deubiquitination
Molecular function (GO): cysteine-type deubiquitinase activity
Source: RefSeq, a predicted model, not a curated record